CCCCACGCCGAGCUGGUUGAACCGAACCGUGGGAGCAACCGCCUUCCCCCUCACAACACGGCUCAAAAAUUCCCCUCCCGAAAUCCUCGCCGCUCCCACCGACCAUGCCGCCGCCGCCGCCGGUACCAUCGCUGCUGGACGAGCUCCUCGAGGAGAUCUUCCUCCGCCUCCCGCCGGGCGAGCCAGAGCACCUCGCGCGCGCCUCCCUCGCCAGCAAGCUCUGGCUCGGCCGCCUCACCGGCCCUCGCUUCCGCGGCCGCUACCGUGAGCGCCAUGGACCUCCCCCCAUGCUGGGCUUCCUUCAUACCUGGCUGGAGGGCUGCGGCCCGGAGGGAAAAGAUCCCGUCCCGGACUUCACACUCACCACGAAAUUCGGCGCGCGCGUCCCCGACGAUGACGACUGCGGGUACCACAAGUACGAUGCGUGGGACUGCCGCCAUGGCCGCGUUCUCCUUGGGGACGAGAACAUGUUGCCCAUCGCGGUCGUCGUCUGGGACCCCAUGACGGGCCGCCGGAAGGACCUGCCGGAGCCCGACCUAGUGAACGACAGCUAUGGGGCCGCGGUGCUCUGCGCCGUGCCUGGCUGCGACCACGGCGCGUGUCACGCCGGCCCCUUCGAGGUCGUCUUUGUUGGCCUGGGCAUGCGUGAAGACGAUGGUGCCGGAUGCGUUGCGCAGGCGUGCGUGUCGUUGCCGGACACCGGUGACUGGAGCAUGCCGUGCCCUAUAUUUGAUCACCAUCACUGGGGCGAGCCGUGCUCUGGUCUUCAUCUUGAAGCCGACGCAUUCGUCGACCGAAUGCCCCCUGUCCUCGUCAAAGAAGCAGUUCACUUCAUGCUUGUGUAUGCUCGUGAUGGCCAUGUAGAAAUUCUCAAGUACGACUUGAGAUGUAGUUGCUUAUCACUGGUUGAUGUGCCGCUUGUGGGGCCUGGCAUUUACGGUGCCGCUAUCCUCAUGGCGAUGCAGGAUGGCAGUUUGGGGUUUGCACAUGUGGAUGGGUUAACCCUCUACAUCUGGUCCAGAGAAAUGGAUUUCAACAGAGCUGGGUCAUGGAGUGAACGUACAAUUAUCGAUCUCAGGAAUCUUCUCCCCAUCCAAAAUCCCGAGGAAAGACUUAGACUGAUUGGAUCCGUUGAGGGCAGUGAUACCGUUUUCGUGACCACAGACCUGGGAAUCUACGAGAUGAAUGUCAAGUCACAGCGAUGGAAGGAGAUAUGGAAGAGCGAGGAAUUUCGUGCUUUGAUUCCAUACAUGAGUUUCUACAAUCCACAAGAAAGGGUGAUGCCCUGUGACGCGGCACAUUGACAAGGUAUGGUUGAAUAUGCCUAAGGUUAGAAGGCCACUCUCAUCAAGAAAAAAGAUGACAAGCUUGGAGGCGACAGGGGUCUUGUGAUGAAUUAUGUCUAUUCAGUAGCACUUUUGGUUCAGCUUGGAGGCGACAAGGGUCUUGUGAUGAAUUAUGUCACUAUUCAGUAGCCCUUUUGGUUCAGUGGUGCUUGCUUGAUUUCUCACAUUGUUUUUUCGCUUUUGUCAGUAAGUUUGAUAGUUUCCCCAUGUCGUUGGAGUGCGUAAGUUAGUGAAUGGAGUAUAUAUCUUGUAAUGAACCUCCGAUUCUUGCAGCUGCAGUAGGAACUACAUGCCCCGUUGUUUAA
Triticum aestivum (bread wheat) is the source of this 1651-nucleotide messenger RNA. RefSeq lists its product as uncharacterized. The record is from RefSeq and is a predicted model, not a curated record. The transcript has 2 exons. Gene Ontology annotation, molecular function: protein binding. NCBI's taxonomy places the organism in Eukaryota, Viridiplantae, Streptophyta, Magnoliopsida, Poales, Poaceae. The coding region runs from base 105 to 1304 and encodes 399 amino acids.